Messenger RNA from Dermatophagoides farinae (American house dust mite), 2055 nucleotides. RefSeq lists its product as uncharacterized. The record is from RefSeq and is a predicted model, not a curated record. NCBI's taxonomy places the organism in Eukaryota, Metazoa, Arthropoda, Arachnida, Sarcoptiformes, Pyroglyphidae.
UUUGUUGUUGUUGUUGUUGAUGAUGAUGAUAGAAAGAGAAAAAUUCCCAAUGGAAUGGAAUUUAUCAAAUUUCGAAUCCAAAAAUUCUUUGCUAGCUCAUAUUACGACAAUUGCUACACGCACGAAAAAAUCAUACCACAUUUUCGUUGUUGUUAACACUUUUAGAGCUGUACCACUGUUUCUUUCAUCUGUGGCAUGAUUUUCGUGUGUGUGUGUACUACUACUUUUGCUACUACUAUUACUAAAACUAAACAAUAAUUUGUAUACAACUAUAGUCAUCCACGCUCGAUUUUACUGCGACAACAAUUGAAGUAGUAGUAGUAGUGAGUAACCAUAUUAUAAAUAUUGUAACCAUUUUAUAUUUUGGACAAUUUAGUCAAAUUUGAAUUUUGUUUUUCGCUCUCAUAAUCUGGUAUAAUCGGAAUAAUUUUCAUAUAUCUUCUUGGAUCAAAUCAUAUAUCAUUUUCUUGUUGAAGCAAGGACACAUUACAAUAUGGAUGAUGGUGAAUUUAUGGUCACAUCUAUCACAGAGAUGGCAUCUAAUAAUUAUUCAGAAAAUGAUCCAAUCACCGAAACUAAUUAUGAUCAAACAGCAGUUACAGCUAUCUUGAGUUUGUCGGACCAAAAACAGUCAUUAUCUGCAUAUGAUGAAACAUUACCAUUGGCCGAACGAAAUCUUUACAUAAUGGACAAGAAUAAUCAGAUUGUUCCACUUGCCUCAAUUCGUCAAAUCUUGUCUAAUGAAUCAUUAAAACACAAUAUACAUGGACCAAUAAUACUGGAAAGUCUGCAUCAUGAACAACAACUGAAUAUUAAUGGAGAAAUUGGUGGUACAACCCUUCCGGAUAAAGAAAUGAAUGAAUUUACACGUAUUAUAUGUGAUUAUAUUAUCGUAUUAUUUAGCGAAUAUCCGGUUCCAAACCAUUUGGUAUUGUUCGCUCGUAUGAUAGCGGAAGAAUUUCCGAGGCUUGGACCCGAAGAAUUAUGGUUUUGUCGUGCGGAUCAUAAAGCCGGUAUAAUGAAACAUUCAGGAAAGCUUUCUACACGGCUUGAAAAUCAACGUAAACCUUAUACGUAUAAAAAACGACGUUUACGAAUUAUGGGACCAGAUGGACAGCCCACCAUUGAACAUUUGCAACCAGUACGGCCAUCAAAAGUGAAAUUACGUUUUUUCAACUCUCAAGGACAAUCUGUACAUAUCGAAGGUUUAAGUAUGCAGGAAUGUACUUCAAAUAAUAAUAAUAAUUCCAAAACCGAAACUGUAAGUAGUAAACGUUUAAACAAUCGUAAUAAACAACUGAACAAUCAACAUCAUCAACGUGUAACCCGUAAUCAAUCACAAAACGGAAGCGCAGAAAAAGCCAUUGUAGUAGGAGGAGAUGAAGGAGUAGUCACUGGUGGAACAUCCGUUACAAUGUCUUCCAUACAAGAUGAUAAUAAUGAUGAAAACGGGGCAAAUGAUGUUUUUGAAAUCUACGAUGAUAAUCAUUUGAAUUUGGAAUCACAAAUAACAAUUGAUGGUUCUAAUGAUAAUAUUAAUGAUAAAUCAAAUCAUCAGGGAUCAUCAAAAAAAAAUGACAAAAAUGGACAUUAUUUUCAUAUGAAUGAUAAACCAUUCGAAAUUCAUGUAAAACGCCCAACAUCAAGUCGAUAUGCUGAUGAUAGUAAUGAUGAUGAUGAUGAUGAUGAAGAAAGAGGUGAUAGUGAUUGCUGUGAAAAAUGUGGUGCUCGUCGUCAUUCGAAUCAAUCGGAACACGAUUCUGCAAAACCAAAAAAGAAGAAACGUGGACGUGGUGGUGGUUUCAAAAUUGUUCUCUAUUGUUAUCCACUUGAUGAUUGAUUUCUAUCAAUUGUAAAUUCAUAAUUGUGAUGAAAUAACAAAAACAAAUCCAAUAAGUUAUUUUAAAGUUGGUUUAUUAAAUGAUUGUAUAUUCAUAAUUCAAAAAGAAAACAAAAACAUAUACCUUCUUUAAUUUACAAAACAAAAACAUAAUUCGGUAUCAUUUCAUGACACAUAAUGGCCUUGUUAUUAAUUACAUUUAAGUUUUAUUAUCU